AUGCCCCUGCUGCCCGCGGCGCUCACCAGCAGCAUGCUCUAUUUCCAGAUGGUGAUCAUGGCAGGGACGGUGAUGCUGGCGUACUACUUCGAGUACACCGACACGUUCACCGUGAACGUGCAGGGCUUCUUCUGCCACGACAGCGCCUACCGCAAGCCCUACCCGGGCCCGGAGGACAGCAGCGCCGUGCCCCCCGUGCUCCUCUACUCGCUGGCCGCCGGGGUCCCCGUGCUCGUGAUAAUAGUUGGAGAAACUGCUGUGUUUUGCCUACAACUAGCCACACGGGACUUUGAAAACCAGGAGAAAACUAUUUUAACUGGAGAUUGUUGCUAUAUAAACCCACUGGUGCGGCGAACUGUACGAUUUCUGGGUAUUUAUACAUUUGGGCUAUUUGCUACAGAUAUCUUUGUAAAUGCUGGGCAAGUAGUUACCGGGAAUUUGGCUCCACAUUUUCUUGCCCUGUGUAAGCCCAACUAUACAGCACUUGGAUGUCAGCAGUAUACACAGUUCAUCAGCGGGGAAGAGGCCUGCACGGGCAACCCAGAUCUCAUCAUGAGAGCAAGGAAAACGUUUCCAUCCAAAGAAGCGGCUCUCAGUGUCUAUGCAGCUAUGUAUCUGACAAUGUACAUCACCAACACAAUCAAAGCCAAAGGAACAAGACUUGCUAAGCCCGUUUUAUGUUUGGGCUUAAUGUGUUUGGCCUUUCUUACUGGACUCAACAGAGUAGCAGAAUAUCGAAAUCAUUGGUCCGAUGUGAUAGCAGGCUUUCUGGUUGGAAUAUCUAUAGCAGUAUUUCUGGUUGUGUGUGUGGUAAAUAAUUUCAAAGGAAGACAACCAGAAAAUGAACAUCUCCACAUGGAUAACCUGGCACAGAUGCCAAUGAUCAGCAUUCCUCGCGUAGAAAGUCCUUUGGAAAAGGUAACAUCUGUACAGCUACAUCCACCACUGCCCAGCCAUAGUCUGUAUUUCCCAGCUACCAUUGCAGUCAGACGUGACCGUGCAGCUAAGUUUAGAACAAUGGGAUGUAAGCAGAAGUGGGAACUUGGCAGUGCAGAUCUGCCUGAUACAGAUCCUCAGUUGAGGAGUUUUGCCAGCCCUGGAGCCUGGUUUCUCCACAGCCAGGUGAGAAACGAGGUGAUAGCAUCACCUAUUACAGAGAGUUCUUCCAGCCCCCUUGGUCCAGAAAGGCGGCUACAACUCCUGGAAGCAGUGCAGCCCAGCUGUGCUUGCUCCGAGAGAACCACAUCACCGCCUUUGCAGAAGUCACAUGAUAUUGAAGCAGACGGAAAUGGAUAUGAAAAGGAUGAUUAUAAUGUCUUUGGAGGCAGGAUUACCAUUGGCCAAGGAAGUCCAAAGACCAGCCCGUAUACAAGGACUGGAGGAGCAGCUGGCAAGUCACAUUGCAAAGAGGCGGAUACAAAGAUGGGCGGAGAAUAA
This is a messenger RNA of Puma concolor (puma), 1437 nucleotides long. The record is from RefSeq and is a predicted model, not a curated record. Lineage: Eukaryota; Metazoa; Chordata; Mammalia; Carnivora; Felidae.